AUGAGCAGCUUAGGCCAACGCGUCCGCAACACGUACACGUCCGGCGCACCGGCAAACUAUGUGCCGGGGUUAGGUCGGGGCGCCGUGGGCUUCACGACGCGCUCAGACAUCGGUCCGGCGCGUGCGCCCAUGACGCAGGACGGAACGCAGGACGCACCGUUUCUCCCGCCCGCUGGUCGUGGACGAGGCGUUGAGAUCGCAGGCGCAGGACCGGGUGCCGGACGCGGGUCAGGGACCGCUGGAAUGGGCGGAUUUGGACGUGAAAAGGACGAGAACGAGGACUUUGGCGACUACAGUGAGACGAACUACGACGAAUUCUCGGGCUAUUCGUCCCGCGGUCUGUUCCAGGACACGCCCUACGAUCAAGACGACAAGGAAGCAGACGAUACAUACGAGCAGGUGGACGAGCGCAUGGACUCCCGACGGAAACGCCGCCGGGAGCUCCGUCAACUCGAGGAGCUGAAGAAAGCGCGCAAGGAAAUGCCCAAGAUCUCAGACCAGUUUGCAGACCUUAAAAGUUCACUGCAGUACAUGUCGGAUGCGGAGUGGGAUCUGAUCCCUGAGAUUGGGGACUAUUCGCUCAAACACAAAACCCACACGGCACUGCAGAAACGUCACGAGAUGUUUGCGCCUGUGCCUGACAGUCUCUUGGGAACUGCGGGAGCUCGAGUGAGUGGGACGAUCACACCGGUCCAUGGGGUCGAUACACCGAAUGGCAUGACGAGCUCUAUGACAGGAUUGGCAGGUGCGAGAGGUGCUCAGUUGUCCCAUAAGCUGGACAAGAUGUCGGACUCGAUCUCGGGCCAGACGGUUGUGGAUCCCAAGGGAUACCUCACGAGUUUGAACAGCUUGAAGAUGACGAGCGAUGCUGAGAUUGGUGAUAUAAAAAAAGCGAGACUUUUGCUGAGAUCCGUGACAAUGACGAAUCCCAAGCAUGGACCCGGGUGGAUUGCUGCGGCAAGAUUGGAAGAAGUGGCGGGCAAGUUGGUGCAAGCGAGAAAGAUCAUUGCACAAGGUUGCGAGUCAUGUUCGACACAAGAAGAUGUUUGGCUGGAAGCAGCACGAUUGCAAAAUCCGGAGAAUGCCAAGACGAUAUUGGCCAAAGCUGUGCGACACUUGCCUAAGUCGGUCAAGAUCUGGCUUCAAGCAGCGCAGCUCGAAAACGAUGACGAGCUGAAAAAGCUCGUGAUGCGUCGCGCUCUCGAGUUUAUCCCCAACUCGGUAAAGUUGUGGAAGGCCCUUAUUGAAAUGGAGGAUGUCGACGGUGCUCGAAUUUUGCUCGGGCGGGCUGUCGAAUGCGUUCCACAAGCGGUGGACCUGUGGCUUGCACUGGCUCGGCUCGAAACAUACGAAAACGCAAAGAAAACGUUGAACAAGGCACGCGCUGUUAUCCCAACCGAGCCGUCGAUCUGGAUCACGGCAGCCAAGCUGGAAGAAGCACAAGGAAAGAAUGUAGACAUGAUUGAUCGUAUCAUCCAGUUGGCACUGAAGUCACUUCAAAAACAUCAGGUGGUCAUGAACCGGGAAAUGUGGCUGAAGGAAGCUGAAGCAUGCGAGCAAGCUGGUGCACCUUUGACCUGUGCGGCAAUCGUGCGUGUUAGUUUGGACGUUGGUGUUGAUCACGAAGAUCGUAAGCGUACAUGGAUGGACGAUGCUGAAAACAGCAUAAAUCGUGGUGCACUGGUAACUGCUAAGGCCAUAUAUGCAGCUGCAUUGAAGGUUUUUCCGGGUAAGAAGUCAAUUUGGCUACGCGCAAUUGCGCUGGAGAAGAAGAUCCAAGAAGGCACGAGUUCUGAACCUGUUGAGCAGCUGUUGCAGAAGGCCGUCACGUGUUGUCCCAACGCCGAAAUUUUAUGGCUUAUGGCUGCGAAGGAGGUUUGGACCAACGGAUCGGUGGAGAAUGCGCGAUUGGUAUUGCGCCAAGCAUUUAGUGCCAAUCCGAAUAGCGAGGCGAUUUGGCUGGCAGCUGUGAAGUUGGAGUGGGAGAACGAUGAAAUUGACUUGGCGCGGGCAUUGCUGGCUAAAGCACGCGCUCAAGCGCCGUCGCCGCAUGUAUGGAUGAAGUCUGUGCUGCUUGAGCGAGAAUGUGCUGAGAAUCGUAAGAUCGAGGAAGACCUUGUCUUGGAAGGAAUCAAGCUAUAUCCUGAUUUCCCGAAGUUGUAUAUGAUGGCUGGGCAGUUGUACGAAGCGCUGGACCCAGCGGACUAUGAGAGUGCAAAGAAAAUAUACCGCGAAGGAAUUCAGAAUUGUCCAAGGUCAAUUGUGUUGUGGACUCUUUCCAGCCGAUUGGAAGAAAAGCUGAAUGGCGUAACCAAGGCGCGCUCGGUAUUGGAGAUGGCUCGAUUGAAAAACCCAAAGACUGAUUUAUUGUGGCUAGAAGCUGCUCGACUAGAAGCCCGAUGGAACAACCCCAAAGGACAAGAGAUGCUGAUGGCCAAGGCUUUGCAAGAAUGCCCCGAAUCAGGCGUACUCUUGGCAGAAUCAAUUGACAUUGCCCCACGUGCGCAGCAGAAGCGUGCAUCGUUCACCGCACUGAAGAAGAAAGACAACGAUUCGUCGGUGUGUUUAUCAGUCGCCAAAUUGUUUUGGCAGGAACGCAAGUACUCAAAAGCACGCAAGUGGUUGGAGCGAACAGUUCAGCUGGAUUCGGAUUUUGGAGAUGCGUGGGCACAUUACUAUCUAUUUGAGCUUAAACAUGGUACAACGGAAGCGGCAGAAAAGGUUUUGAAUCGUGCUGUGAUCUCGGAUCCCCAUCAUGGUGAAAAAUGGACGUGUAUCUCGAAACAGACGCGAAACCGUCGCAAGAAGGCCAAAGAGCUCGUUAAGCUUGUUAGUCUGACAUUGCCGUUUGCCGAACAACCGUAG
Hyaloperonospora brassicae is the source of this 2865-nucleotide messenger RNA. The record is from the annotation of a GenBank genome assembly. NCBI's taxonomy places the organism in Eukaryota, Oomycota, Peronosporomycetes, Peronosporales, Peronosporaceae.